Sebastes umbrosus (honeycomb rockfish) is the source of this 6243-nucleotide messenger RNA. It is a transcript of the gene btbd7, whose product is annotated as BTB (POZ) domain containing 7. Gene Ontology annotation, biological process: morphogenesis of a branching epithelium. Gene Ontology annotation, molecular function: protein binding. The record is from RefSeq and is a predicted model, not a curated record. The transcript is spliced from 4 exons. Bases 523 to 1773 code for a protein of 416 amino acids. NCBI's taxonomy places the organism in Eukaryota, Metazoa, Chordata, Actinopteri, Perciformes, Sebastidae.
GUUAUGUUGAAACGGUUAGCUGCUGGCUGGGAUAGGCCAUAACAACCAGCCCAACAAGGCGUUGUGUGCUACUAUAUGGGGGGAAAUACCGAACCGAACCGAGAAUAAAAACGGUUCUGGGUUAGUUUUCUACUCGAGGUAAACGCUGGGAAAGUCGAAGCCAAGUGGAAAUGAUCUUAUAUUUAGGGGAUCAGAUGUAGCCGUUGACGUCGAGCCGUGCGUAAUGAGCAGAGUUGGAAAAAGAAGGUGUUGAGCUGCAUUUUUUCUCUCCUUCUCUCUCUCUCUCUGUCUCUGUGUGUGCCAAAGGGACAACUUGGGUCGGAGUACUGUCUAAAACUACGAGGUGAUACGAAGACAAAAUAAUGCGCAAGAAGCUCGUCACUUUCUGGUAUGGCAGGCUGGGCCCGGGGCUCUGAGGAUCAGCGCCUGACCCACGACUGAGGAUUGAGAGGAAUACGUCAUCUGAGCAGAAUGACUCAGCAAGAGGGGGGACCCCCAAAUAGCAAGUGAAGAGAAGUGAGGAUGGGUGCCAAUGGAUCCAGCUAUCCACACUCAUGCUCCCCACGCAUAGGGGGAAAUGCACAUGCACAGCAGACUUUUAUAGGGACCUCAUCCUACUCUCAGCAGGGAUAUGGCUGGGAGUCUAAGCUAUACAGCCUGGAGCACGGCCAUGAGCGGCCCACAGACAGGAAGAAGAAGAGCCUUGGUCUUGCGACCCUCAAACGGAGGUUCAUCAAAAGGAGGAAGUCCAGCCGCUCAGCAGAUCAUGCGCGGCAGAUGCGGGAGCUUUUGUCGGGGUGGGACGUCCGUGACACAAACGCCCUGGUGGAGGAAUACGAGGGCACGGCAGCGCUCAAGGAGCUAAGCUUUCAGGCCAGCCUGGCACGUGCUGAGGCGCCCAGCUUGCAGCGGGAUCUGGCCGCCCUCUACCAGCAUAAGUACUGCACUGAUGUGGACCUCAUCUUCCAAGGUACUUGCUUCCCAGCUCACCGGGCCAUCCUGGCUGCCCGCUGCCCCUUUUUCAAGACGCUGCUGUCGUCAUCCCCUGGCUAUGGAGCAGAGGUUCUCAUGGACAUUGAGACAGCUGGCAUUGAUGUGCCCAUGUUCUCUGCCCUACUUCACUACUUGUACACCGGGGAGUUCGGAGUGGGCGGAGCGGAGGAUACCAGGCUGCAGAACGUGGACGUACUGGUGCAACUCAGUGAGGAGUUUGGUACACCCAACUCCCUGGAGGCUGAUAUGAAGGGCCUGUUCGAUUACAUGUGUUACUACGACGCUCUGCUCAGCUUCUCCUCAGACUCCGAGAUGAUAGAGAGCUGUAAUGAGCGAGGUGCUGUGGCUGCAGCACCAACCGUGAGCUCAGGAUGCCCCGGGACCCCAGACGAGGACCUUAGGGCUCACAAAGCUAUCCUCUCGGCACGGUCUCCUUUCUUUAGGAACCUUUUGCAGAGGCGCAUCCGCACAGGAGAGGAAAUGACAGAGCGCACAUUGCAGACACCCACCCGCAUAGUGCUGGAUGAGUCCAUCAUCCCGCGGAAGUAUGUGCAGGUCAUUCUCCACUGCAUGUACACAGAUGCGGUGGAGCUGGGGCUGGUGCUGCGGGGAAGCCCCUCAGCGGGCAGCCUCGGCGAGGUGCAAGCCCUGGUGUCUGGGGGCCGUGGAGCCAGCACACGCACAGAGGAGGCCAUGGAGCUGUACCACAUCGCUCUGUUCUUGGAGUUCAGUAUGCUUGCUCAAGGGACAGACAGUUUACUGUCUGAUACAUGCAUCUGAGCUUCUGUCAACACUCCGUCACUGGUCGUCUACUUCGUCACUGGUUUAUCUUUACUCGGAUGGCACCAUCUUUCUGACUCUUGCCGCUGUUUCAGAAUGACCCCAAAGGUCAAAGCCGUGGUUUGACAUGACCUGAGCCACUCUCACCUCUUCCAGAGUGGCAUGUCUGAACGCUGUCCAGUUUCUAUUAACAAAGCUCCACUUCAAUCAGAAUAACCUAUGCAAAACUUGUAGGAGUCUAUUUCAAAUGCACACACUAAGUACUGCAUUUGGCCUCCCUGUCAGCACUGUGUGGAUCCUGAGAGGUUGUAUGACUCACUGUUAUCAUAUCGUAUCAUCUUAUCUUUCACAGAGCCACGAUGAUGGGAAUUAGUUUGUCAAAUAUUGAAAUGGUGAUAUGAGUCGCAUUAAACGAUUUAAGCAUACAGCUUUGCUUGCCUCAUGCUGUGUAAUGAAAUCAAAACAGUAUUAUUUUCAAUUUCAAACGCCAAGUUACAAUACUAUUCAGCAUAUUCAAAAUGCACUCUAUAUAGUUUAUUGUGACUCAAACCACCUCAGCGAAGCUGUUUUUACAGGAAAAGCUUGUGGUUGAAAGGCUUUUACUGAGCCUUAGCGUUUUUUUCUGACCGCCAGUGUCUUUUUUUCAGUUACUCACAAAGAAGAGAGUGCUCCAACUUUUUGGUGCGGCUGUUCCGAGAGCUUCUAGUUGAGAAUCUCUGAACUUUUCAGAAAGGCGCUGGUGUCUUCAUGGUUGCUCCUUUUCAGGUAGUCCUCCGGUUGGUGCUCAUGGUGAAAAAACAAUGUCAAAUAAAUACAUAGUAGACCAAAUAGAUAAUAAAAAGCAAAGGGGCGAUGAUGGUCUGUCAUACAACAACGGUCAUAGACACAAAACCCACGCACAGUGGGAACGCUUAUUUGAAGAAGUGCUCCCCGCCAAUGCUUUUCCGCCAGAGAAAAACGCUAUAUUGACACACGCCCUGUAGCAGCUGCAGACACACAACAUACACAGAGGUGUUUGAGCCUCUGUGUAUGCUACGCUAACAUUCAUUAUUCAUUCAUUAUCCGUAACCGCUUAUCCUAUUCAGGGUCGCUGGGGAGCUGGAGCCGAUCCCAGCUGACAUUGGGCAAAGGCAGAGUACACCCGGGACAGGUCGCCAGACUAUCACAGGGCUGACACAUGAAGACAGACAACCAAUCAUGCUCACCUACGGGCAAUUUAGAGUCACCAAUUAAUAUAACCUGCAUGUUUUUGGACUGUGGGAGGAAACCCACGCUAAACCCACGAGAACAUGCAAACCCCUAGCCGGAUUCGAACAUGCGACCCUCUUGCUGUGAGGCGACAGUGCUAACCACUGCACCACCGUACAGCCUAACAUAUGCCUUUAUAACUUGGUUUGAGUCCAGUACAAAGUAUAGUUUCAUCAGUAUAUUCCAGCCCAUUUUGUGCAAGUUCACACUGCAAUAUUGAUACAAAUUUAACACAUGAUGUAAUUUAUGGGUUUGGAUGGAUGUGUGACUAUUUAAGCUUGAAAACGACAACAAAAUGCAUCCUGUCCAAAGAGGAAGCUAUAUAUGAAUAACGAGAUAUUUCUGGGACACGAUGCACUCUGUGGUGAGAUGGUUGACAUGCUUGUAUCAAAUCUUUCAAAAGCACAGGAUUAGUUGUGUGCAGCUGCUGAAUUGUCUGUAUUGAGUGAGGGGCCAUGAAUCAAUCACCUUUUUUAAGAUCUAUGCAGUGAUCAUAAUAGCACCGUCCAGUAACACCAUACACACAGCUGGUCAGAAAACACCUCCCACCCGAAAGCUCUAGUGUCGCUCUCAGGGUCACUCUGGCAGCUUAAGCCGACGAGCAGCCAAAUAGUGUCAUCCCCACACACUGUCACCCCCUCUUCCUUCCCAUCCCCCCUCUCAACAAGCCCCUACUGGAGGGUAUUUUUAUCCCCUCUCCUCCCUCUCCCCACAGUGCUGCGCCGCUCUAAUCAGUUCCCAUGAAGCCACAAUGUGGAAUGUGGUGAGAUGGUUGACCUGGUGUCAUUUUAUCCAAAUCCUCUCUCUUUGUCUAUUUUGCAACUUCCUAUUACCCUUUUGGAGAUCUGUAUUUUAUGCCUUUUUCACAUUUAAUUAAAAAAAAUCACACACUCCAAGUAUCCAAUCAUACUGGCAUCUGUGAGUUGAUGAUGAAAUGAGAAAUGUAUCUGUGUCCAUCCCACGGCUUGAGACUUCAGUAGCUGCCAUGUGUCUUCAUGAGGCAGCAGAGAGGCGUAUGUCCGGGGUUUCAUAUGGAGAGAGCCCUCUCAUCUGUCACACGGUCUUCCCCCUCGUGUGCAACUCGUCUGCUGCCGUCUGGCUGUGUGAAGUUUUGGCCCGUGGAGGUUUUUGUGGAGCAGUGGAGCUCUCUGUCAUUCUCCCCUUAUUAAUUCUCAAGAUGUGUAUCCCUUUAUGACUCCAUCUCACUCAAAUAGCAACCGAUAUUAAAAGCCUUAUUAAUUUUUCAAGUGCACCGCAGAGAUGAUAGCCAGUUGGUGUGGUUUCAGCUGGUGCACUGUGGUACUUCCUCUCUCUCUCUCUCUCUCUCUCCAUGCCCACUGACUGACCGGUGCUUUCCGUGCCCUGUCUUGUGUUUGGAGUGUGUUGACUGGAGUCCCAAUCCUUGAGUGAUCAUCAGACAUGAUUUACAUCCACAGGCUUGUUUACAGGCUAUUGAGUGCAGUUGAUGAUUUAAGUGGCUUUGGAGACCGUGCGCUCCAUAAACAAGGAGCUCCAAAUAAUAACAGCAAGACAAAAUGCAUUCGUCCUCCAGAGUUAGUGUAGUGUAGAGCUGGCUGUUGCCGCUCCUGCUGUUGUGUUGAUAUUCUUGUCAGUCGGCUAAGCUCCAGUGAAUGUGGUGUACCACCCGUGGAGAGAAGGGGAGGCGGGUUAGUAUUAGAUAUAAUGCUGAUUCUAAUCUCCAGCUCAUAAUAAAAGUGCUGCGUUUUUAAAAGACUGGCUGUCGCCUUGAAUUCUAAUGGGCUGAUACAGAGCAGAGCUGUUUGCUUUCCUGGGCCACUGGUCCCAAGUGGGCAAUUGUCUGCCUUUUGUGCAUGUGUGUGUCUGCUUUUCAGAGAGGGCAAAGAUGCAAAGGUGAAAGACUGACGUGAGCAAAAGCACUUUCUAGACAGCACAGGGACGUGUGGCGGAGGCACAGAUGUUGUGAAUCCAUUCCCUUCUCCAGUCUGUUUAUAGCAGAUAAAAAAGCCAAAGUGCCGGGGUCCACAUUUCAACUUCAUCUGUCUUCUUAACGAUGCAGGAUUUCCACCCUGGGUUUUAAAACACUGCGGGUGCCUGAUUUGCAUUUCUCUAACUUGCCAUUACAACUGAAGAUGCCCAAAAGGGGAAGUGCAUCAUGAGUUUGUGCAUCCAUGCAUGUAUGUGUAUUGCUUACAUGUGUGUAUGUGCUCAUCUUCUUAGACGAAUAUGAAGCCUCGGAUUCAAAAACAGAAGGAUCUCUGGAGCCAUCACUCUCAAGUCUGGUGUCCAGUUUCCCAGAGUGUUCAAAGUGGUGGUUUGGGGGGCGGAAAGGCAGCUUAGAUCUUCUACUUUAAGAUAAGACAAGCCUUUCCCAGAGGAGCGUUGCUACUAUGAGCUGAUGGACAGGACGGCCUGGAAUGAGGAAGUUGGCAAGCUUGUGUUUCAGUUCAGAGUAGCAACUAACUGGACGUCAGUCAGUCUGGCUUUAUCUCGAUGGAUGUCCGUUUUGUAUUAAAUGUUAUUGAUCAGAGAAAGGCGGAGAAUAAGAGCCACUGAUGUGUCUAGCGUGUUGGGGUUUGGCAUAAAUAGCUUGACCUAGCCAAUCAUAUGUUAAUCUGAGUGGAUGUUAGUAGCUUUAAUUCUGCCUAAGUGGAUCCCUCUUUGAAUACGUGUGAGUUUGAGUGCCAGCAUAGGCAGAAUUUUCAAAUAGUAGCUCCUUUUUAAAAUGGCUAAAGCAGCAGGUACAUAAUUCCCAAAGCCUUCUGUGGCUUUUUAAUGCAUUUUUGAUUUAUGCACACAAGUGUGUACACAAUUGCAAAGUGUGUGUGUGAGUGUGUGCCUGUGCACCCACCGGCAGCACAUUUCCUCAGGCUGCUGUGUUUACUUAUCACGGUUAAGAGGAGGCAGCUUGAGACUGAAACACAUCAAGGUAUCAAAGGCAUUUAUGUGGGUUGGUGUGUUACAGAGUUAAACCACUGCCUGCUGUUCUGGUAUGUGCUCUGAUUUAGGAAACGCAGCAAGGAGGAUGUGGGGGCUAGUGGAGGGAGACUCCCUGGGUCAGUGAAUACAAGUCAAAACUACUGAUGGUCUGGCAGCGGCUGCAGAAUCACCACUUGUAUUCUAAUAAUCUUCAGUUAAAUCAUUCUCUAUUGUAGUUCUUUUUUUUUUUAGCUUUUGUUAAGUAUUAUAUUGCUGGCAUUAAUAUCUGUACUCUUGUUUUUGGGAUAUGAUACAUCUGUGCCC